Molecule: messenger RNA, 1540 nt
Organism: Panonychus citri (citrus red mite)
Lineage: Eukaryota; Metazoa; Arthropoda; Arachnida; Trombidiformes; Tetranychidae
Product: ubiquitin conjugation factor E4 B-like
Exons: 4
Coding region: 156-806 (216 amino acids)
Biological process (GO): protein polyubiquitination
Cellular component (GO): ubiquitin ligase complex; nucleus; cytoplasm
Molecular function (GO): ubiquitin-ubiquitin ligase activity
Source: RefSeq, a predicted model, not a curated record
AACUGUGAUUGAAAAGGAUUCAUGAGGUACAAGAAGCCAUAGAGAAUAGGGAAGAAUGGGCUAAACAGCCUCAAGAAAUUCAACAAUCAAGACAAAGAUCAUUACUAAAUGACGAAAGACAAUGUCAAUCAUAUUUAACUUUAGCGAGUGAAACUAUGGAUAUGUUUCACAAUUUGACUGAGACAAUUCGAGAGCCUUUUUAUAAGCCUGAAAUAAUUGAUCGUCUAGCUGCAAUGUUAAAUUACAAUUUACAACAAUUAUGUGGACCCAAGUGCAAAAAUCUGAAAGUCAAAAACCCUGAUAGAUAUGGAUGGUCACCUAAAAAAGUUUUGAAUCAAAUCACUGAUAUUUAUUUACACUUAGACUCUGAAAAGUUUUGUGAGGCCAUUGCAGCUGAUGAAAGAUCUUACAGCAAAGCUUUAUUCGAAGAUGCAAUACUCCGUAUGAAGAAGGCGAUGAUUAAAACUGAACCUCAAAUCUACAAAUUCCAUGAGAUGGCCAAGAUGGUGGAGAAAAUGAGAGAAACAAAUGUUAAUAUGGAUUAUAGUGAUGCUCCUGAAGAGUUCAAAGAUGCUCUUAUGGACACUCUCAUGGAUGAACCCGUCAUCCUACCAAGUGGAAAAAUUGUCGACCGAUCAGUUAUCAUUCGUCACUUGCUCAAUUCAAAUACUGACCCAUUUAAUCGUCAAACAUUAACCGAAGACAUGCUUGUAAUAGAUACCGAUUUAAAAGCUCGCAUUGAAGAAUGGAAGAAAUUGAAACAACAGUCUUUCAAAGAGUCUCAAAGUAGCCCAAGAUUGGAAUAGUCGCCUCUCGAUUCACUACCAAACAGAAUUAAAACUCCAAGAAACUAAAUCAACUUUAAUUCUUAGGAAAUGUCGACACGAGUAACUUUCUUGGCAACUGAUCACUUGUGAAGAGAAUGAGAAGAAAAAUUAACGAAACAAGUGCAUAUUGUCUGAACCUAUUUCCAUUCAAACUGUUGAAAUUCAAAGAACAAAAUAUAUUUUGUAAAUUCACAAACUCAUCUAGUUGAUUAUUGACCCGAAAACCACAACAGAAUUCGAAAGGAUAAAGAAUCAAAAAUUGUAGAUCGCGCUCAAGUUACUCUCAAUUUAGAGAACCAAUGAAGUUGCUCACAUUUUGUUUCCUUUCAACUUUUCUACUGACAAACUUGAGUUAUUUUCAUUUUGUUCUUUCUGAAUACAUUUUGUCAUGAGAAUUGGUUCUAAUUUAAUUUCUUUUCUUUAGUCUACUCUAGUUGAUAAUAAGUCUAAGUAAGAAACUAAUCCAUCUUUCCUCUCUUACUUUGUGUUUCUCAUUCUCUUUGUGUUACCAGUUUCUUUGGAUAUUCAUCUCCAGCUUCUUAGGCUUGUUCACCGACCGUUUUUCAUGUAACCAAUUGUGUCAUUUUCAGGUAACUUAGUGAAACAAUCAACGAAUAAAGUCACAAUGAGAACGAUUUGAGGUGAAUUUGUUUUAAUUCUUAAAUAGUGUGAUUAUUGUGAUUAUUAAAUAAAUACAUUUGUUUUUACAUUUA